This is a messenger RNA of Coprinopsis cinerea okayama7#130, 1058 nucleotides long. RefSeq lists its product as hypothetical. Bases 6 to 1058 code for a protein of 350 amino acids. Lineage: Eukaryota; Fungi; Basidiomycota; Agaricomycetes; Agaricales; Psathyrellaceae. The transcript is spliced from 7 exons. The record is from RefSeq and is a predicted model, not a curated record.
GCAGAAUGCCUUCUCAUCGUUCCCGCUCACGUUCUCGAGAACGCAGCAGACGCCACCGCUCCAGGGACAGAUCAAGGGAGAGACACAGGUCUAGGGACCGUUCAAGGGAAAGAGAAAGGGACAGGCAGAGGGAUAGGUCCAGAGAUCGUUCAAGAGACAGGUCGCGAGAGAGAAAUAGGUCUAGAGAUCGCUCCAGAGACCGCUACCGCUCAAGGUCUCCUGAAAGGCCUGUGGAACUCCCUGAAGAUGCAAAGCCUAUCACGGAAAGAGACUACUUCCAGAAAAGCGACGAGUUUAGGCUGUGGUUGAAGGAGGAAAAAGGCAAAUACUUUGACGAACUGUCUGGGGAUCGAGCAAGAAGUUACUUUCGAAAGUUUGUGAAGGCAUGGAAUAGAGCAAAACUUUCCAGGAAAUAUUAUCGCGGUAUCGAGCCUGGCUCGAUGCUUGCAACAACCAAUACCUCUUACAAGUGGUCUUUCGCCACGAAGGGCAACCGCGCCGAUAACGACGCUCUCCGAGCAACAAGAGAAGAAGUCGGUGCAGCCACAUAUGGCCGUGCUGCACGCUCUUAUGACGACGACGACGGCGAUGCUCUAGGUCCGAGUGGUUCAGGCCUCGGUCGUCUACAGGGACCCACUCUCCCAUCGGCCUCGGACCUCACCCUUGCUAAGGAAAUGAACGCCGAGCAAGAGGCUGAACUCCGAGCUUACAAGCGCAAAAGGGAAAAAUUAGAAGCCAAAGAAAGGAUUGAGGACAUGGUCGGUCCUCGGCCUGUCGGGCGGGAGGCCAUGCUCGAGAAGAAGAGGGCCCGCAGGGAGAACGAUAAGGCCUUCCGGGAACGAGGGGAUGAAGGUCUUGAGGUCGACGAAGAUACCCUUCUAGGAGGAGGGGAUAGUUUCCAAGCACAAAUUGCUCGACGGGAUGCAGCCAAACGGCGACAAGAGGCCAGACGCUCUGAAGAGAUUGCUGCCAUGCGAGAGCGCACCACUGCUCUGAGGGAGAAAGACAAGGCCACGAUGGAAAUGUUCCAACAGCUUGCAAAGCAAAGGUUCGGUUAG